This is a messenger RNA of Linepithema humile (Argentine ant), 7220 nucleotides long. The record is from RefSeq and is a predicted model, not a curated record. NCBI's taxonomy places the organism in Eukaryota, Metazoa, Arthropoda, Insecta, Hymenoptera, Formicidae.
AUGGACUCUAAUAAAAAAGCCACGGUCAUUGAUGUCGAAUCUGAAGAUGACAUCGUUAUUUCUGGCAUCGCCGGUAGAUUUCCUAAAUCGGACAAUAUUAGACAGCUUCAAGAGAAUCUAUUUAACAAAGUGGAUCUUGGAACAGAUGAGGAACGACGAUGGAAUCAUGGUCACCCAGAUCUACCUCAACGUAUGGGAAUGAUUGACAAUUGCGAGAAAUUCGAUGCAGAUUAUUUUAAAAUACCUUUCAACGAAGUCCAUCCUAUGGAUCCUAUGAGUAGGAUGCUCAUGGAGCAUACAUAUGAAGCUAUCGUUGACGCAGGAAUAAAUCCGAAAGAUUUAUCUGGAACGAAUACUGGAAUUUUCAUCGCAAUGUGCUUUUCGGAGUCGGAGAAGACUUGGUAUUUUGAAAAACCACAGAUAGCUGGCGGUGCAGCUUUUGGAUGUUUCAAGCCUGUGUACGCAAAUCGGAUGUCUCACUGGUUAAAUAUAACAGGCCCAUCUUGCAUUAUCGAUUCCGCCUGCAGCUCAGGUCUCUUCGCUUUAGAGUCCGCUUAUAGAAGUAUUCGCUCAGGGCAGUGUGACGCCGCUAUUGUCGGCGGUGUAAAUCUCUGCCUGCAUCCUUAUGUAGCUUUGCAGUUUGCAAGACUUGGAAUUUUAGCACCUGACGGAUUCUGCAAACCUUUUACCAACGAUGCAAACGGUUACAUGCGUAGCGAAACAAUCGGAGUCGCAUUUUUACAAAAAGCAAAGGUGGCUAAGAGAAUUUAUGCAACCGUCGUUUACGGAAAAACUAAUUGCGACGGAUACAAGGAACAAGGCAUUACUUUCCCGUCGAGCAAAAUGCAACAAACUUUACUUGAAGAGUUUUACAAGGAAUGCGGUAUUUCGCCGACUUGCUUGGGCUAUAUGGAGGCUCACGGCACCGGCACUUAUGUUGGCGAUCCAGAAGAAAUUAAUGCACUCGAGCAAGUUUUCUGCAAGAACAGGCAAACUCCUCUAUUAAUCGGUUCUAUCAAAUCAAACCUGGGCCAUUCUGAAGCUGCUAGUGCCAUGUGUCAAAUUGCAAAGGUGAUAAUUGCAAUGGAAACUGGCUUAAUACCGCCAAAUAUAAACUUCACACAAAUACGGAAAGGAGUUAAGGCUUUUGAAGAGGGAAGUAUACGCGUGGUGACUAACACAACACCGUGGACUUCUGGAUUUAUGGGCAUCAAUUCGUUUGGUUUUGGUGGAGCCAAUUGUCACAUCUUGUUGCGAAAUAACACAAAAGAAAAGAUCAAUAAAGGAGCGCCGAAUGAUAAUCUGCCCAGACUCGUUGUCCUGUCUGGACGUACCGAACAAGCAGUUGAAUCAUUUCUAAAUGAGAUCGAGAACCGGCCGAUAGACGUCGAAUAUGUACGGCUAUUGCAUGAUCUUUACGCUGACGAGAUGAAAAAUCAUCCUUACAGAGGAUACGUGAUUGUCGAAUCUAAAACGCCGAUCAAAGCGGCAAAAGAAAUACAAUAUUAUUCAGGUGAAAAAAAACCGAUUUGUUUUGUGUUCUCUGGAAUUGGAUCGCAAUGGAUUGGCAUGGGUCAAGCGCUACUGCGAUUCCCAAUAUUUUCCAAAACCAUAGAAAAAUGCGAUAUCAUUUUAAAAAUGCAUGGAAUAUAUAUCAUUGACAUAUUAACGAGCAAACAUGAAGAUAUUUUUCACGAUAUAUUGAAUUCACUUGUGGCCAUCACCGUAAUGCAGGUGGGAUUAAUCGAUCUCUUAAGAUCCGUAAAUAUCGUACCAGAUUAUGUCGUUGGUCACUCAAUUGGUGAACUCUGCUGCGCGUAUGCGACCGGUAAUUUCACCCUUGAACAAGUGAUUUUAUCUUCGUAUUACAUAGGAUUGGGAUUGAAGGAAACAAAAAAAAUUAACUGCACGAUGGCGAAUAUCGGUCUCAGUUAUGAGAAUGUGAAGAACAUAUGCCCACCGGAUAUCGAAGUAAUCUACAGCAACAGUCCAAAUACUUGCUCCAUAAGCGGUCUAAAAAAAUCAGUAAAAGCGUUUACAAAACAAUUAGAGGCCAAUAAUGUAUUUACUGAGGUAGUCAACUGCUGCGAUAUUCCUCUACAUACUCGUUAUCUCCUCCCCGCGAGAGCCACGAUUCUAGCUUACCUAAAUCGAAUAAUGCCGCAAACAAUGACUCCCAAUCAGAUAUGGCAAAGUUUAUUUUGCAGCGAAAAAUUAUCCUGCGCUGAAUAUUUCACGAAUAAUCUAUUGAGUCCUGUAUUUUUCGAUAAAACCGCGCAAUUAAUUCCCAGAAACGCAGUGACUCUUGAAAUCGCGCCGUAUGCUAUUCUUCAAAGUGUUACGAAAGAACUGUUCCACACAACCAGCAUCACGUUACUUCAGCGUAAUCACGAAGAUAACGUCAAAAUAUUUUUGGAAGGUCUAGGAAAAAUGUACAACAAUGGCUUGCAACCGCAAUUAGCAAAUCUAUAUCCGACCGUAAAAUUUCCUGUUAGUCGUUCCACGCCGAUGAUCUCGCCGUCAAUCAAAUGGGACCAUUCUAAAGAUUGGUACUUAACAUGUUAUAAAAUGCUGACGAAACUCUCUGUCGGAGAAAGAAUGGUUGAAAUUGCGCGAAAUGACGAAGAAUACGAAUAUAUGAGCGGUCAUGUGAUUGACGGAAGACAGUUAUUGCCGGCUACUGGAUAUCUCAUGCUAGUUUGGCAAACAAUGGGUUUGCUGAAAAGUCUAUCGUAUACCGAUAUGCCGAUCGUAUUUGAGAAUGUCAAGUUCAUUCGGGCAACGCACGUUCCAAAACAAGGACCCGUGUAUCUAAGAAUAAUUGUGCAGAAAGCAACUGGAAAGUUUGAAGUCAUCGAAGGAGAUAAUGCCGUCGUCACUGGCACUGUGCGUGAACCGACAAAUAUUGCCGAAGAAAAGUUACCGAGUCAUCUGUUAAAUCAAGAGAACGACAAUGAGGAGGAAGUAAUGAAAACAAAAGAUAUCUACAAAGAACUCAGAUUACGAGGAUAUCAAUACGCCGGCAUGUUUCGAGGUUUGAAGAGUUCGUCGACUACGGGAAAACAAGGGCACAUAGCUUGGAUGUACAAUUGGGUAACAUUUAUGGAUAAUAUGCUGCAAAUGAAAAUCCUCGGGAUAGACACGAGGAGUCUUCACGUUCCCACGGGAAUACAAAAGUUGGUGAUCGAUACGAAAUUUCACAUACAGCAAGUACGGAACGCAGCAGCUAACGAUUAUCAGCUUCCUGUGCGUGUGUACAAAACCUUCGACGCGGUAGUAUCCGGCGGUGUAGAAAUUCGCGGAAUCAAGGCUACUUCCAUAUUUCGCCGAAAAACAGCGGGGGAGCCCGUUCUCGAAGAAUACAGAUUCAUAGCUCAUCGCGACGGAGCCGAGGUUUCUCUACAAGAAGCCGUGAUGCUGUCGACGCAUCUCGCUCUGGAGUAUCAUCAAGUGAUAAAAGUAAAUAUUAUCGAAUUGAUCGAAGAUGAUGACAAAGUAGAAACAAAUGAAAUAGCAUCGCCACUGUUUAUUGAUAUCUUGGGUGAUCUACCGUUGCUUCAACCAAACAUUACUCUGGUAACCAGAACCGAUCGCUUCGAUUGCGUUACUCUUCCUUCGAAAAUCACAGUCUCGCAAUCGAAGAAGUUGUCGAAUGACGAUAAGACAAUAUUAAUCAUAGGAUACGAUUUGUUCACGAAGAAUAAGAGCAAAACCUUAAAAGAAAUUUUGCCGGCGUUACAAAACAAUGGAUUCUUAUUGACACGAGAACAGUCCUUCACGAAAGACGACAUUGCGACUGCCGAAAAGUACGAUUUAGCAGUAGUACUUGAGAAACGCUCGCAGAAAGAGCACUUUAUACUGUUAAAGAAGACAGAACAGUCGACGAGGAAAACUAAAGUUAUUCACGUGAACAAUUACGAGUUCUCUUGGUUAGAGCAGCUUAAAUCGAUCUUGAACGCGAAGAACGAGUCAAGAAACGCUGCAAAAAUAAUUUUAGUCAGCGAGAAAGAUUCGGAAUGCGGCUUGUUGGGCCUCGUCAAUUGCUUGAGAAGAGAACCAAACGGCGAAUCGAUCAGAGGAGUGUUUAUUCAAGACGAAACUGCACCGGAGUUUUCUUUGCACGAGCCAUUAUACGCGGAGCAACUCCGGAUCGAUCUUAUUAUAAAUGUCUUGCGUCCGGAUAAAACAUGGGGUUCAUACAGACAUCUUCCGUUAGCGCCGCUGACACCGAAGCUCGUAUACCACGCAUUUGCCAAUCAAUUGGUGAGCGGUGAUUUGAGUUCAUUUCGCUGGAUUGAAGGCCCGAUUACCCCGGAUUAUAAGGAGAAUAAUCUCGUUCACAUAGCUUACUCGUCUAUCAAUUUCAAAGAUGUAAUGAUAGCGUCCGGCAAACUGGCGGGAGAUGGUUUCUACUUAACGCGCGGACGAUUCGAGGAUUGUAUGAUGGGUAUGGAAUAUGUCGGCGUCGAUAAUACUGGACAAAGAGUGAUGGGAAUUUGGGAAAACAGAUGUAUAUCAAAUAUGUGCAUAUCCUACAAAAACUUAUGCUGGAACGUUCCCGACGAGUGGAGCAUGGAAGACGCUGCAACGGUUCCGUGUGCUUACGGCACGUGCUGUUACGGAUUAAUCGUCAAAGCGAAUAUGAAAAAGAGCGACACGAUACUCAUCCACUCCGGUACCGGUGCCGUGGGACAAGCUGCGAUUCAUCUUGCGCAUCACAAAGGUUGCGAGAUAUUCACCACCGUUGGCACUCCGGAAAAGCGAAAAUUUAUCAGAGACACGUUCCCGUUCAUCCCAGAGAAUCACAUUGGAAAUUCGCGCGACAACAGUUUUGAGCAAAUGAUACUUAGUCAGACCAACGGCCGUGGCGUGGACAUUGUAUUGAACUCGCUCGCCGAAGAAAAACUCCAGACGUCCAUCCGUUGCCUCGCGAAGGGCGGGCGUUUUCUGGAAAUCGGCAAAUUCGAUUUUAUGGCCAAUAAUUUGUUGAAUCUGUCCAUCCUUUCGAAAGGAAUUUCAUUUUACAGCGUUAUGUUGGAUAAUAUGUUCACAGCUCCGGAAAAACUAAAAGAACAAUUGCACAAGGUAGUGACCAUAAAUCUUGCGAAUAAAGCUAUUCAACCGAUUGCCAGGAAGAUUUUCGAAAAGGAUGAAGUGGAAGCUGCAUUCAGAUACAUGGCAGCUGGAAAGCAUAUAGGAAAGAUAAUCAUAAAAAUGCACGAAGAUGGUGAAUCUAUGAACGCACCCAUUCUUGCACUUCCACGCUAUUACUGUCUAUCGAACAAAUCGUACAUCAUCUUAGGCGGGUUGGGUGGCUUUGGCUUAGAAUUAGCCGACUGGCUAAUUGUUCGUGGUGCUCAGAAUCUGGUGUUCAUCUCGCGCGCUGGAGUAAAGAACGGAUAUCAGCAGAUGAAGAUCGAUCUAUGGAAAUCUUAUGGAGUGAAAGUGUUAAUCAUAUCGGACGUCGACGUAUCGAAAGUCAAAGAUUGCGAAUAUAUGCUGAAAUCGGCGGAGAAACUGGCGCCGGUGGACGCUAUAUUCAAUCUGGCUGUGGUAUUGAAUGAUAAAAUUUGUCCGAAUCAAACUGUAGAGACGUUCCAAGAGCCCUUCAAAGCGAAAGCUUGGGCCACGAAGAACUUGGAUCAUUUGACCAGAAAAAUAUGUCCUCAGCUUCGUCAUUUUGUUGUGUUCUCUUCGGUAUCUUGCGGUAGAGGAAAUGCCGGACAGACCAAUUACGGCAUGGCAAAUUCCAUCAUGGAAAGAAUUUGCGAGAGAAGAGUGCAAGAGGGUCUGCACGGACUAGCGGUUCAAUGGGGUGCGAUCGGCGAUGUCGGCCUCGUGGCUGAUAUGCAAGACAACGACAAAGAAAUGGUUAUCGGCGGCACUUUGCAGCAAAAGAUAACUUCCUGCAUCUCGAAACUCGAGGACUUUUUGUUACAAAAACAGCCUAUAGUGGCGAGCAUGGUUGUAGCCGAGAAGCGGUUGAUCACUUACGGCGCAUCCAGUAUUAUCGAAACUGUGGCCAAUAUUAUGAAUCUGAAGGACAUGAGUACCGUGGCUCAUCACAUGCCUUUGUCCGAGCUUGGAAUGGACUCGAUGAUGGCCGUGGAAAUUAAACAGACUUUGGAACGGGAGUAUGAGAUUUUCCUUACCGCGCAGGAUAUUCGUAAUCUCAAUUUCGCUAAGCUCGCCAAAAUGUUCGAAAAAGAUGUGAAGAACGACGAACUCACCGAUAUAACAGGAAUGAAAUUGCUCAUUCGCAUAUCAGGCGAAGAUCAAUUGAUACCCGAUGUUUGUAUAAAGCUUCCGACGAAAGAAAGCACGACGGAAAGCGAAAUAUUCCUAUUGCCAGGUAUAGAGGGUUGUGGAAGCGUCUUUGAUUUGCUGGUGCCAAAACUCGAAGGUUCAGCAACGUGCCUGCAACACAACAUGUAUAACAUUGGCACAGACUGUACAUCAAUAAAAGAUAUCACUAAUAGCCUGUUACAGCACAUUUUGAGCAGAGAACAAAAAUUGCCACAAAAUUUUGUACUAGUCGGCUAUUCGUAUGGAUCGAUAAUUGCAAUUGAAUUAUCGCGGAAGUUAGAAGAAAUGAAUCUCAAAGGCCGAUUGAUACUCAUCGAUGGAGCACCCGAGCACAUGAAGGCAAUGGCUAAUGUAUAUUAUCCUUUCACUACGUUAAAUGAAUUCCAGAAUAAUGUUCUUUUGGGUAUAAUGGAUUUGUUUCAACCAGCAGUUAGUGGAAAGUUUCUGUUGGAGUUAAACAAAUGUACUAAUACUAAUUGGGACGAAAAGAUAGAAAUUUUUUUAAAACAUGCCUCUUCGGCUUAUUCACAAGUAAUGAUUAACAAAAGAAAAGCCUUGUGCACAACAAUAUAUAAGCAUUUGAUCGGUCUUCAUGAAUACGAUGUGACACAAGUACCGAAGAUCGAAUCACCUAUAAUACUUCUGAAGCCUACGACACAUUCAUUACUUUUUCCUCAAGAAGAUUAUGGUCUGCACAAGAUUACUAAAGGAAAGAUAGAAAUACACUAUGUUGAAGGCACUCACCUUACAAUAAUGGACAAUGAGAAAGUUGUUGCUGCAAUAAAUGAAGCAAUUAAUUCCAUCGAACCUAUUCAAAAGCAUGCAAAUAUAAUAGGUAAUAAUAAUAUGACAUUGGUUCAAAAUAUCCGUACUAGAACAUAAAAGUUAAUGUGCAAUUUUAAAUACUAUAUGUA